CUGGGCCUGUGGAGUGGGCUGCGCGCGUUGAGCGGACCCUACUUCUCCACUAGGGCUGCUGUGGCCCCGAGUGAUCGUGGGGCUGGCAACCGGGUGAGUCAGGGCGGGGAGACGAAGCCAGGGUUUCUCCGAAGGCUUAGUACGGCGGAUUUCUCCCCGCGACAAGACCAGACCGCCGGGCCGCGGUGGAUCGUGGCUCCCGGGUCGUGAUCGGUCUUCUCUCUCCCUGAGACCCUGGUACGAGACUUCGGGCACAGUUGCUUCAUGAAAAAACGGGCCCUCGCUCUCGCGGGAGAGUUUUUCAUGGGUACUGCCUAAGAGAAAGAUGAGGACUUUAUGUCUCACUGGCCGCUGACACACCAGCCUGAUGACAGCACCUCUAUGUACCUUCCCGGUUCAGUUCCGACAGCCCUCCAUCAGUGGCCUCUCACAGAUCACCAGUAGUCUGUAUAUCAGCAAUGGUGUGGCCGCCAACAACAAACUUAUGCUUUCUAGCAACCAGAUCACCACAGUCAUCAAUGUCUCUGUGGAAGUGGUGAAUACCUUAUAUGAAGACAUCCAGUAUGUACAGGUGCCUGUGGCUGACACACCCACGUCACGUCUCUGUGAAUUCUUUGACCCCAUAGCUGACCACAUCCACAGUGUCGAGAUGAAGCAGGGCCGUACACUCCUCCACUGUGCGGCUGGUGUGAGUCGCUCGGCUGCCCUCUGCCUCGCCUACCUCAUGAAGUACCACGCCAUGUCCCUGUUGGAUGCCCACACAUGGACCAAGUCAUGUCGGCCCAUCAUCCGGCCCAACAGCGGCUUUUGGGAGCAGCUCAUUCACUAUGAGUUCCAGCUAUUUGGCAAGAACACCGUGCACAUGGUCAACUCCCCCAUGGGAGUGAUCCCUGACAUCUAUGAGAAGGAAGUCCGUUUAAUGAUUCCACUGUGAGCUUGUCACUAGCCCCUACAUCGGGGUCAGAGGUGCAGAUCUGCCACUGAUCCUAUACUAAGAUCUGAACUUGAAUAUUCUACUUUUGUGCUACAGAAAAACCCAAAUGAUGCCUU
Molecule: messenger RNA, 1050 nt
Organism: Molossus molossus (Pallas's mastiff bat)
Lineage: Eukaryota; Metazoa; Chordata; Mammalia; Chiroptera; Molossidae
Gene: DUSP18
Product: dual specificity phosphatase 18
Exons: 2
Coding region: 368-934 (188 amino acids)
Biological process (GO): protein dephosphorylation
Molecular function (GO): MAP kinase tyrosine/serine/threonine phosphatase activity
Source: RefSeq, a predicted model, not a curated record